This is a messenger RNA of Physcomitrium patens, 1201 nucleotides long. Lineage: Eukaryota; Viridiplantae; Streptophyta; Bryopsida; Funariales; Funariaceae. The record is from RefSeq and is a predicted model, not a curated record.
GAAUUGCAAAGCAUCGCCACCACCCACCAAAUUGUCUCGAUCGAUCGCACGAUCUAUUCUGUUUUCGUAGACUACCCUCUGCCAAUUUUCGAUUUGUACCCAUCUUGUCGCGGUCUCACGCGAGCUCGUGCAUUGCUGAAGCUGGUAGACUGAUUUGCGUUUCUUUUAGUUUCUUCGGUGCGAUUGUUUGUCACAUCUGGAUUAUUGAACUGGAGGCUCAGGAAAGGCUUUCUUGAAGUGAUCAUGGCGGAUAUGGGAGAGACUGGGCCAAAGAAUGCCCCAGAGAAUUAUCAGCGUGAAAUGCCAGUCUCCGAACAGUUGGGUCAAAUCAAAGAUGCUGCAGCCAACAAGGUUAGUGAGUUUGUUGACCAAGCGAACCUCAAUUUCAGCCAAGCAAAGAAUGAUCCUUCCAAUAAAGCAUCUGAUGAAGCUUUAAAGAAAGACGUGGACAAUACUGCUCAACAUGCUGCGAACAGUUACAACACUGCAGUUGAUCAAGUGGGCAAGGCUGUCCACACGAUCGAAGCAAAAGGGAAGCAAGCAGCAGAUCAGAUGGAUGGCCAAGGCAGUGCCGAAUCCCAACAGCCCACAUUGCUGCAGUCACUCGGCAACACGAUCUCACAGAGUGUUCAGUCUGUGAAGGGUGCUUUUGUAGCAACAAGGAACGAAGGCACUGCGGGUCCAACCACAACACACCAGUCAGAUGUGUCUCCUCAGUCUCGACCUAUUUCAGAAACCAUUGGCCAGACCGCAGCUUCCGUAACGGAUGCUGUGAAGAACACAUUUACUCCACAUGCGACGAAACCCGAAUCACAACCAGGAUUGGAGGGCCCGAACACUGAUAUGCCUCAAGAUGUUCUUCGCAGAGCUCCGAAAGAGUGAAUGCCUACAUCGUCGUGAAAUCAGUGUCCGUUUGACUUCAGUACAGUUUUUCACUUUUCUUCAUGCUUUUCAUUCUCAGUUUCUGCAUAGCAAAACUUUGACGUAGAGUCUAGCUCUAAGUGUUGUAUGGAUCAGCUUAUGCCGAGGAUAGUAAUUUUGAGUAGCAUAAAUUGUGGCAUGAUACAAUCGAGAGACUCUCCAAUAGAAGAUACUUCACAUAAUCACACCAUGAUUAGUCAUGACUUCAUGGUUCUUUUAAUUGCAUCAAUUUUUGUCUAACUACGAAUCUGAUGUUGAUAAGAUAGAGAUUGGCUCUUCA